GGGCCAUGACAUAGCCCUACGGUCCAUCCGAGUAGGCUUUAGAGACUUCGCCCACGAUAUGAUGAUGCGGAUGGGCUCUGAGAUGCAGGCCCGUAUGAAGAACACAGAACAAUUAUGUGUUGGCACCAUAGAGCGCGCCAAGCUUGCAGUCCCAAAGGAGGAGGAGGCACACCCGCGUAGGGAACGAGUCAAAGUGAAGUUCCCUGACGCCUACGGAGGGAAACAGGGGGAAGACUUUGACAAUUGGGAGGCCAACAUCAAUUCCUACAUGCACCUCCAGGAUAUUAUCCCUGAGGAGCAGGUCGUCGUCGCGUUCCAUGCCCUUACAGACAAAGCGUCUAGCUUCGCCAGGUCGUUAGCCCGCGCCGCCAAAUGUGACAAUGAUAUGGUGUCAUAUUCCACCACCACUCCCCUCAAUGAAUUCCUAAAGUUACUUCGCAAACGUUUCGCAGAUGUAACUAAGGGAAUCAAGGCCUCAGACAAGCUUCAGACGAUCCACACACGUCAGUGGAAGAGUGCAAGGAUGCUCAAGGGAGCUAUGGAUGAGCUUGUUGUGGUUCCAAACCAUGGGGUCACUAAGCCACAAUUGGUUCAGUUAUUCUUUUGGGCGAUGCCUGAAAGUUUGCACAUGCACUUCUAUGACAAGUCACGAGAACAAGGGAUGACUUAUGAUAGAUUGAGUCGCGACGUCGUUGCCUACGAGGCCCAGUCCACGCCAGUCAUUGCCUUUUGGCACAGAGAUUUUGACAAGGGUAAGAAGUGGAAGGGCCGAACCAUUUUAGGGCAGGUUAAGGGGAAAGACAGCCUGAUCCUGACAUUGGAUGAAGGAGGAAUGGAGGAGGUCCCGUAUAGUGAGAUUGAGUGGGGCCUCGAGGAGGAAGACAGGAGUGUAGGUCAGGGGAGGUCCUAUGCUGCUGUUGCGGCUGGAGGGAGGCCGCAAGGAAGAGGAGGAGGCCAGGGCCAAGGGGGCCGGGCCUCAGGUGGUCGAGGACAGGAUGAUCAGGGGGUUGGCGGCAGGGGAAACCGCCAAGAGGGAGGCAGGGGUCAAGGUGUCGCCUCAACCCGGUGCAAUGCUGCUUCGUUGGAGAUGCCAAGUUUGCAGGUAGGUCGUGACACAGUGUUCUCUGGCUCAGGCACAGGAAUUGUUAUUGCAACAGGUGACCGCACAAUGAUGGGUAACUUAGCAAAGCUGACAGCGGACUCAUCUCAUGAGGAAACCCCAAUUGGUCUGGAAAUCGCUGCAUUUGUCAAACUCAUUGGAGGCUUUGCAUUCAUUUUUGGGAUUGGGGGGUUUGUACUAGGAAAGCGGAUACUUUGGCGCCAAAAGCGCCAGGACCACACCCUCAUCGUUUUUGACGACGAUAUUGUGGAGAAGUGGCCAUUGGAGGCCGAGGGUGUGACGGGCAGCAGUGAUUCCGGGAAGGGGGAAGUCACUGCUGCUGUGGUCAACAAGGGAGGACCACGACUACCAAAGGAAGGUGAGUUACGUCUCUGUAUAGACUACAGAGGAUUGAAUGUUGUCACUGUUAAGAAUGUUGAACUGCUUCCUCGCAUUGACGACUUACUUGACCAGUUACAGGGAUGUAGGUACUUCAGCAAGAUCGACUUGAAAUCUGGGUAUCACCAGAUCGAGGUGGAACCCUCCGAUCAGCAUAAGACCGCUUUCCGGACCAGUUGGGGACUCCCUGCUGCAGCGCCCACCAAGGUGAUGAAGAUGGCGACCACCAUAGCCAGAAGAGGCCAAGGCCGGCGCGAUCCUGAAGGAGAGGAAAGAGAAGAAAGAGGCCAAGAGAAAGGCCUUGAUGGAGGAACAGGCGGCGAAACUGAAGAAGAUAGAGGAGGAAAUGGCCAGAGAAAGGAAAGGUUGAAGAAAGAGGAGGAAGCGAAACUGAAGGAGGUAGAAGAGGAGGAAGAAGAUGAUCAGCCAUUGGAGAGGAGGAGAUGGCAACGAGGGCAGACCAGUGAAGUUAGAGAGGAUGAAAUGGAAAAGAGGAUCUCGGAAUGGGUUGCCAACUUGUCCUUGGCAGAAGAGGAGGUUGUAAUGUAUAUCCCUAAGGAUGAGCAAGAAGCCUCCGUUAAAGCAUGGGAUGUAGAGGAAGACCCCCUGAAGCGGCAGGCGAUGGAAGAUGAGACGAGGAUGGAGUGGAGGCUAAGAAUGAUGAGGGAAAAAAAGAGGAGGGUGGAUGCAGCAAGUGAGGCGGCCAAAAAAUUAGAGGGGGUAAAAAACUUGAAAGAACAAUUGGCCGCCCAGGUGGAUCUCCAACGAAAAGUGGAGAUCAUCGCCCAAAACGUCGAGCGCUUGGCGCGAGUCCAGGAGGAACAGUAUGCGUUUAGCAGAGGUCAGGAUAUGGUCGUGAGCUCGAUGCGGAUGGGAUUUCGUGAUUUUGCUCACGAACUGGUAGGCGCCGUAGGAGCUGAGGUGAAGCAUCGCCUCAAGAAAACAGAACGCUUCUGCGUCGGCGCCAUUGAAGGUGUUAAACUUGCGGCUCCCAAGGAAGAGGAAGCACGUCCUCGCAGGGAGCCAGUCAAAGUCAAAUUCCCUGAUUCCUACAGCGGGAAAAAGGAAGAGAACUUUGACAAUUGGGAAGCCAACGUUAGAACGUACGUGCACCUGCAGAAAGUGUCCCCCGAUGAGCAGGUCCUGAUAGCCAUCCAUGCAUUGAAGGAAGAAGCCGCCAGUUUUGCAUGCUCCUUAGUCCGUGCUGCUAACUGCAGCGAUGAUGUGGUUGCCUACUCUGCUUUCACCCCCCUCGCAGACUUUCUUAAGUUGCUGUACGGACAAUUUGCAGAUGUCUCGCGCAGUGUCAGAGCCUCUGACCGAUCGCAGACUAUCCACUCUCGUCCGUGGAGGAGUGCCAAGGCACUCAAGGGAGUAAUGGACGAGUUAGUGGCUACUCCUGACCAUGGGGUCACAGAGACCCAACUGGUCAACCUCUUCUACCGGGCUAUGCCCAAAUCGCGUGGGCUCUUCUUUGAGAAGAGCCAGCAACCCACCAUGACCUAUGACGCCUUGAGCAGGGAAGUGGUGGCAUUUGAAGCAAAGUCUGCGUCAGUUUCCACUUUCUGGCACAAGGACUUGGACAAGGGAAAAAAGUGGAAGGGUCGCACUAUCUCAGGACAAGUGAAGACAAAGGAUAACCUGAUCCUUACCUUAGACGAGGGUAGUGUCGAUGAGAUCCCCUACGAUCAGAUAGAGUGGGGGCUCGAGGAAAAUGACAGUAGCAGUAGUCAGGGGAGGACCUACGCUGCUGUCGCGGCUGGAGGGAGGCCGCAAGGAGGACGAGGCCAGGGCCAAGGGGGUCGGGCCUUAGGGAACCGUUCUCAGGGCGAUCAGGGGGUUGGCGGCAGAGGAGGAAACCGCCAAGCGGGAGGAAGGGGUCAAGAGGGAGUCCAGGCGUAUUUCCGCCUAGAAAAGGAUGGGAAGGUGGAGAAAGUUCUCCAUUCCCUGACUCUCCUCSUAGAGGAUAGCCUCCCGUUUGACAUAGUCCUAGGUAUGGACUGGGGAGAGGCAGCAGGGGCCACACUCCACUUGAGAGAGCACGAGUGUAGGCUCCCUAGUCCAACAGGCGAUGUCAAGACUGCCCGCCUGUUUCAUGUGUCAGGAGCAGACAACUCCCUGUCGCAUUGCUGCCUUAGCGCUCUUGCGUUCGCAAGGCUAGUGAAAAAGGAGCAGCUAGAGGAACAGGCUUUUGUAGCCUAUGUUAGGCCCGCCACUGAGCCUAAGGAAGAGAAGCCUAUGGACCCUGCUAUUGCCAAGCUGCUGGAAGGACUCACAGACUUAGCGAAGCCGCCGAUAGCAGUAGUACCGCGGCCGAUCCAGCAUCGUAUUGAGAUUGAGCCUGGCAGUAGGACCCCCAAGGGAGCAGUGUAUAGGAUGUCCCCACGGGAGUUGAAGGAGCUGCGCAAGCAGCUAGAUGAGCUCCUAGAGAAGGGUUGGAUUAGGCCCAGUUCGUCUCCAUUUGGAGCACCUGUUCUGUUUGUCCCCAAGAAGGAGGGAGAGCUUAGACUGUGUAUAGACUAUAGGGGUCUUAACGCUGUCACAGUUAAGAAUGCUAAGCCACUGCCCAGGAUAGACGAUCUGUUAGAUCGAGUGCAGGGGUGCAGAUAUUUUUCGAAGAUAGAUUUGAAGUCCGGGUAUCAUCAGAUAGAGGUUCAUCCUGAUGAUCAGUACAAGACAACUUUCCGGACAAGGUACGGGCACUACGAGUUCAUCGUGAUGCCCUUUGGACUAACCAACGCGCCAGCGACUUUCUAGCGAUAUAUGAAUGAUUUGUUUAGGCCGUGGUUAGAUAGGUUUGUUGUAGUUUAUUUGGAUGAUAUCCUAGUGUUUAGCAAGACCUUC
Chara braunii is the source of this 4342-nucleotide messenger RNA. The record is from the annotation of a GenBank genome assembly. NCBI's taxonomy places the organism in Eukaryota, Viridiplantae, Streptophyta, Charophyceae, Charales, Characeae.